GGCAGAGCCCCAUUCACCUUCACUAUGAGGGGGAUCAUACUAGCACUAGUGCUCACCCUUGUAGGUAGCCAGAAGUUUGACAGCGAACCUGGAUUCAGCAGUAAGAAGAGCUACUUGUACAGCUAUGAAGGCUGGGUGUUGAAUGGGCUUCAAGAGAAAAGUUUAGCCAAAGUCGGUGUGCGCUUGAGCGGCAAACUGGAGAUCAGUGCACUGUCGGAGAGUGCUUACUUCCUCAAGAUCCGCUCUCCGCAGUUUGAGGAGUACAAUGGCUUCUGGCCCAAGGACCCUUUUAUUCGCUCUUCUAAAAUCACACAGAUAAUUUCUGCAUGUUUUUCUCGGCCCUUCAAGUUUGAAUACAGCAGUGGACGGGUUGGAAACAUUUAUGGCCCAGAAGACUGCCCUGUUACAUGUAUUAACAUAGUGAGAGGAAUACUGAACAUGAUACAGAUAACCAUUAAAAAGUCACAGAAUGUGUAUGAAUUGCAAGAGGCUGGAAUUGGAGGUGUCUGUCAUACAAGGUAUGUCAUCCAGGAAGACAAGAAGAACAGCCGAGUCUUGGUUACCAAAACUGUAGACCAAAAUAAUUGCCAGGAAAAAGUGAAGAAGAGUGUUGGAAUGGCUUACAUCUAUCCUUGUCCUGUUGACAUGAUGAAGGGAAGGCUCAUAAAAGGGACUACAGCUUUCUCCCACAAACUGAAGCAGUCAGAUGGUGUUGCUCUCAUCACAGAAGUGGUGUCACAGCAGGUGUAUCAGAUCUCACCACUCAGUGAACCUACUGGUGUUGCUGUCACAGAAGCAAGGCAAAAGCUCACCUUGCUUGAAGUGAAAAGUGAAUGGGGAAGCACCCCAGACGUUUUCGUGCAGAGCUACGGAGGCCUCCGUUACCAAUUCCCAUCAGAACUGCCCCAGAUGCCAGUGCAGCUAAUCAAGACGAAAAACCCUGAGCAACGGAUAGCAGAAACACUGCAGCACAUAGUCCCGAAUAACCAGCAAGAUUUCCACGAAGAUGUUCCGUACAAAUUCCUGGAGCUCGUCCAGCUCUGCCGAAUAGCAAGCGCUGACGCCCUCGAGUCCCUCUGGAAACAGUUUUCUGACAAGCCCCGCUACAGACGGUGGCUACUGAGCGCAAUUUCUGCAACAGGCACGACAGAAGCACUCAAAUUCAUCAAGACCAGGAUUCGAAAUGAUGACCUUAACUACAUUCAGACUCUUCUAAGUGUCUCUUUUGCUCUCCAUUUAGUGAAAGCUGAUGAAGAGAGUAUUUCAGUAGCAGCAGAUUUAGUGACCAGUUCACGGAUUCAGAAAAGUGCCAUACUUCAGCAAGUUGCCUGCCUGGGAUACAGCUCUGUGGUCAACAGAUACUGUUCUAAGACCUCAGCUUGCCCUAAAGAAGCUCUUCAGCCCAUCCAUGACCUGGCAGACGAAGCAGUCAACAGGGGCCGUGAAGACAAAAUGAAAUUAGCUCUGAAGUGUAUCGGUAAUGCAGGAGAACCAGCCAGCAUCAAGCGCAUCCUCAAGUUCCUUCCCUUAUUUUCAUCCAGUGCUUCUGAUACCCCCAUCCACAUUCAGGUUGAUGCCAUAAUGGCCUUAAGAAAAAUAGCCUGGAAGGAUGCCAAAGCAGUGCAGGGAUAUCUGAUUCAGAUCCUUGCAGACCAGUCACUUUUCCCUGAAGUGCGAAUGAUUGCUUGUGCUGUGAUCUUCGAGACAAGACCUGCCCUUCCUUUAAUAACAACGAUAGCUAACGUGGCAAUGAAGGACAGCAAUUUGCAGGUGGCCAGUUUUGUGUAUUCCCACAUGAAGGCUUUGUCAAAGAGCAGUCUGCCGUACAUGUACAACAUAUCUUCAGCUUGCAAUAUCGCCCUGAAGCUGCUGGCCUCCAAACUGGACAAACUGAGCUAUCGGUAUAGCAAGGUCAUUCAUGUUGGUGGUUACUUUGAUAACUAUAAAGUUGGUGCUGCUGGAGAUGUCUAUGUUAUGAACAGUCCAGGAACAAUGUUCCCAUCAGCAAUAAUUUCCAAGCUCAAGGCAUAUUCUGCUGGGUCAGUGGCUGAUUUGGUGGAGGCUGGUGUUCGUGUGGAAGGCCUCACAGAUGUCAUCAAGAAGCAGAACAUCCCCUUUGCUGAAUAUCCCACCUACAAAAAGAUAAAGGAGAUAGGCAAAACGCUGCUGGGGUGGAAGGAACUGCCAGAAGAAACCUCAUUGAUAUCAGCCUACUUGAAACUCUUUGGCCAGGAGCUGGCCUAUGUCAACAUCAACAAGGAAGUCCUGCACCAGGUUGUGAAGACUGUGCUAGAACCUGCUGACAGGAACGCAGCGAUAAAGAGGAUCCUCAACCAAAUCCGCAGCGGCGUGGCAGGACAGUGGACGCAGCCGGUGUGGCUGGGGGAGCUGCGGUACAUUGUGCCCAGCUGCACCGGGCUGCCGCUGGAGUACGCCUCCUACACCGCUGCUCUGGCGCGUGUGGCACUCAGCGUUGAUGGAAAGAUAACUCCCCCUUUAAGUGGAGAUUUUAAAGCUUCCCAGUUGCUUGAAUCCACUGUACAGAUUCGAUCUGACAUAAAACCAAGCUUGUACGUACAGACAGUUGCAACCAUGGGCGUCAACACAGAAUACUUCCAACAUGCUGUUGAAAUUCAAGGGAAGGCCCUGAUCAAAGUGCCAGUGAAAUUUGAUGGGAAGAUAGACAUCAAACUGAAAAACAUUAAGAUUGAAACAAACCCAUGCCGUGAGGAAACGGAAAUAGUGGUUGGAAGGCACAAGGCUUUUGCUGUGUCAAGAAACAUCGCGGAGCUAGGUGUCGAAAAGAGGACCUCAAUUCUUCCAGGAGAUGCUUCAUCAAGUAUUGUUGAAGAACCUUUCAAACCAGCAGAGAGAGCUUCCAGUGAAGGUUUCACAACGCAAGGACCUGACAGCACACCAAAGAAACAAGUCUAUAGCUCUCAAGAGGACUUUGACCAUGGCACACGAAGAAAAAGUCAUAAACAAGACAUUUGUGUCAAACUAAAUCACCUUGGUUGCCAGCUUUGCUUCUCCAGAAAGUCACAGGAUGCCAGCUUCCUGAAAAACACCUAUUUGCACCGAUUAAUUGGAGAACAUGAAGCUAAAAUAGCCUUGAGACCAGUUCAAACAGAUGCUGAUAUUGACAAAAUUCAGCUGGAGAUUCAGGCAGGAUCCAGAGCAGCUUCCAAAGUAAUUGAUGUGGUAAACUCAAAGACUGAGGAAGCAGAUAAGUCAUCUCUGUAUGAGGAUGUUCAAGCUAAACUGAAAAAGAUUCUAGGCAUUGAAAAUGUGUUCAAGGUUGCAAAUAAAACACAACGCCAGAAGAAGCAAGCUUCUAAGAAAGAAAACACUAUGCUAGCAGAUCUUGGGACAGACCCUGAUGCAAAAAAUCCCUCCAGCUCAUCUGGCUCCUCAGCUGUCGCCUCUUCUUCCUCAUCAUCUGCUGCUGCUCCUGAUCAUAUAAAGGCUGUGGAUGAAGAAGAGAACGAUCAAGUAAAGAAAGCAAGAAACAAAGAUUCAAGCAGCAAGAGCAGUAGCGGUAGUGGCAAAAGUAGCAAGAGCAGCAGUAGCAGUAAGCAUAGCAGUAGCAAGAGCAGUAGUAGCAGCAGCAAGAGCAGCAGCAGUAACAAGAGCAGUAGCAGCAGUAGCAGCAGUAGCAAGAGCAGUAGUAGCAGCAGCAAGAGCAGUAGCAGCAGUAGCAAGAGCAGUAGUAGCAGCAGCAAGAGCAGUAGCAGUAGUAGCAAGAGCAGUAGCAAGAGCAGUAGCAGCAGUAGCAAGAGCAGUAGUAGCAGCAGCAGUAGCAAGAGUAGUAGCAGUAGCAAGAGCAGUAGCAGCAGCAGCAAGUCAAGUCAUCAUAGCCAUGGACAUCACUCAAGAUACCUGAAUGACAGCAGCAGCAGCAGCAAGUCAUCCAGUCACCAUAGCCAUAGGCAUCAUUCGGGACAUUCAGAUGAUAGCAGCAGCAGCAGCAGCGAUUCCAAAACAUGGGAAGUUAAUGAGAUUUAUCAGUAUCGCUUUAAAUCAGCGCACAGGCAAGAGUUCCCUAAACAGAAAAUCCCAGUUGACAGCCUGAGAAGCACAUACUCCUCUGCAAAAUCCAGCCAUGCCUCAUCUCAAGAUGAUUUCCAGCCCAAGUUUUUGGGAGAUGUUAAAACACCAGUAUUAGCUGCUUUCCUUCAUGGCAUUCGUAAUGAUAAGAAAAUAAGAGGCCUCCAGCUUGUGGUAUAUGCUGAUAUUGACUCCAUCAAGCCCCGGGUGCAGGUAUUUGUAUCAAACCUCACAGAUUCAAGCAAGUGGAAGAUCUGUGCAGAUGCUUCAGUCCUCAAUGCUCACAAGGCAGCGGCUUACCUGAAAUGGGGCCGCAAUUGCAAAGACUACUAUGUUUCAACUGAGCUGGUCACCGGGAGGUUUGCUGACCACCCUGCUGCACAAGUGAAAGUGAAGUGGUCUAAAGUUCCAUCAAGUGUCAAAUCCAUAGCAGAAUGGUUUUACAAGUUUGUCCCUGGGGCUGCAUUUAUGCUGGGGUUCUCUGAAAAAGCAGACAAGAAUCCUUCUCAACAAGCCAAGGCGAUUGUGGCUCUGACUUCUCCAAGAACAUGUGAUGUUGUCAUCAAGCUUCCUGAUAUGAUCAUCUAUGAAAAAGCCAUGAGGCUUCCCCUCUCACUCCCCGUGGGUCCAAAGAUACCAGCUUCAGAGCUGCAGCCUCCCAUCUGGAAUGUCUUUGCUGAAGCCCCCUCUGCAGUGCUCGAGAAUUUGAAAGCUCGCUGCUCAGUUUCCCGUAACACCAUCACAACCUUCAAUGAAGUUCGGUUUAACUACACCAUGCCGGCAAACUGCUAUCACAUCUUGGCACAGGAUUGCAGUCCUGACCUCAAGUUCGUGGUGAUGAUGAGGAAUGCUGACGACGCUGCGAGCCUGAAAGCGAUCAACAUCAAGCUCGGCAUUCAUGAAAUUGAUAUGCAGCCUGAGAAGGGACAGGUCAAACUGCGGGUAGAUGGGGUUGAAAGCCCCACAACAAAUGUCACAUACUCCUCUGAUGGUGCUUCUCUGUGGAUCUACAGUGAAAUGCAAGGGCUUGCACUUAUUGCCCCAGCCUAUGGCAUUGAGAAAUUGUACUUUGAUGGACGCUCAUUCAAGAUUCAAGUUGCUUUAUGGAUGGCAGGAAAAACGUGUGGGAUAUGUGGAAAAUAUGAUGCAGAAUGUGAACAGGAAUAUCGGAUGCCAAAUGGAUAUCUAGCUAAAGAUGCAGUGAGCUUUGUGCAUUCUUGGCUUUUGGAAGAAAAGGCUUGUACAGGAGCCUGCAAACUGCAGCACUCCUUUGUGAAGCUUGAGAAGACAGUUCAGAUUGUGGGUGUAGAGUCCAAGUGCUAUUCUACAGAGGCUGUGCUGCGCUGCGUGAAAGGAUGCUCUGCCACCAAGACUACUCCAGUCACUGUUGGCUUCCACUGUCUCCCAGCUGAUUCUGCUACCAGCCUGACGGACAAACAAGCCAAGUUUGACCAGAAGUCAGAGGAUCUGCAGGCCACUGUUGAUGCACACAUAGCAUGUUCUUGUGAGAAUGAAGACUGCAGUGCGUGAAGCUGUACAUUGCAGCACAGCAAAAAAACGGAAACACUUUAAUGUUUUUAUUGUGUGGUGCAAGAAAACUCAUCUUAAGGAAUAACAGAGAUACUGUGUGGAAUCUUCCUGAGUAAUUUAAAGUAUUGAACUUUAUUUGUGUAAAAACUGUUAUGAUUUCCCAUAAAUAUCUGAUUUCGUAAUAAAUCCAUGCACGGAAAAAGUA
Molecule: messenger RNA, 5782 nt
Organism: Pogoniulus pusillus (Red-fronted tinkerbird)
Lineage: Eukaryota; Metazoa; Chordata; Aves; Piciformes; Lybiidae
Product: vitellogenin-2-like
Exons: 37
Coding region: 25-5577 (1850 amino acids)
Biological process (GO): cellular response to estrogen stimulus; lipid transport; response to estradiol
Molecular function (GO): lipid carrier activity
Source: RefSeq, a predicted model, not a curated record